Molecule: messenger RNA, 2073 nt
Organism: Sinocyclocheilus grahami
Lineage: Eukaryota; Metazoa; Chordata; Actinopteri; Cypriniformes; Cyprinidae
Product: nuclear receptor subfamily 2 group C member 1-like
Exons: 14
Coding region: 208-1941 (577 amino acids)
Biological process (GO): regulation of DNA-templated transcription
Molecular function (GO): zinc ion binding; DNA-binding transcription factor activity; sequence-specific DNA binding
Source: RefSeq, a predicted model, not a curated record
UGCUGUCUCACGACUGCAUUUGCGCAUGCGCAGAUGUGCAGGUCUGCUUUGAGCGGGUCGCGAACUCUGACCUCCUGUAGCUGCAGUGAGCCGUCAGUUUACGAGAAUUUAUCAAAACACCACAGUAGUUGGAUAAUUUCUCACGCGUUCGGGUGGGCAUGUGGCUGAUGGGGCGUUGCUGAGCCUCGGUUUUGACAGAACGGUAUCAUGGAAGGAGAAAGUCCCAGAAUUCAGCUGGUGUCUGCAGAUGGAGGCCUACAGAUUGUGACGCAGCAGCAGUUGACUCAGAAGCUGCAGAUAGUCACAGCCAUUGAUCAGGCUGGAGCCGGCAAGCAGCAGUUUAUAUUAGCUAACCUGGAUUACCCCAACCAGGAGAAACUGUUCAUCAAACAAGAGAACUCACCAACCAAGGUCAUCUUAACAUCUGCUGAUGGGUCUGCUGUCAAUCAGCUGCUUUUCGCAUCGCCUGAGCUGACAGGACAACAGAUCCAGUUUGUGACGGAAGGCUCAGAACAGGGCACCCCGAAGCCUCCAGUGGAGUAUUGUGUAGUUUGUGGAGACAAGGCCUCAGGUCGUCAUUAUGGAGCAGUGAGCUGUGAGGGCUGUAAGGGUUUCUUCAAGCGCAGCAUCAGGAAGAAUCUGGUGUACACGUGCCGCGGGUCUGGAGAAUGUGUCAUCAACAAACACCAUCGAAACCGGUGUCAGUACUGCAGACUGCAGCGCUGCAUGGUCCUCGGCAUGAAACAAGAUUCUGUUCAGUGUGAGAGGAAACCGGUGGAGGUGUCGAGAGAGAAGCCAGCAAACUGUGCGCCCUCCAUCGAAAAGAUCUACAUCCGUAAAAACCUCUGCAGCCCGCUCGCCGCCAUGCCAACGUUUGUUAGUGAAAAAGAGACUGCCAGGUCCACCAGUUUACUGGACUCCAACAUGCUCUUGAACAUCCAGCAGUCUCUUUCCAAACUUGACAACACCAUUUUAAUUCCUUCUUCACCAGAUCAGAAUGAUUCUAGUCAAGGAGAUCUGGGUACCUUGGCCAACGUGGUCACAUCACUCGGUCACCUCAGCCAAAGUCGUGAGAUGAUGGACAGCAGCACCGACCUAUCGGGGAUAGAGACCAUGAGUAACGAGGACAGCGUUAUGACGGACAUUCAAAGGGAUGAGUCGAAUGAUGUCACACGGGCCUUUGACACGCUCACAAAGGUGCUUCAUUCGGAGGAGGGUUGUGGGGAAGAGGUGGCUGAGGGGGCUGUCAGGGUUGAUGAACAGACCACCGCCCUAAAUGAUUCUAGUCAAGGAGAUCUGGGUACCUUGGCCAACGUGGUCACAUCACUCGGUCACCUCAGCCAAAGUCGUGAGAUGAUGGACAGCAGCACCGACCUAUCGGGGAUAGAGACCAUGAGUAACGAGGACAGCGUUAUGACGGACAUUCAAAGGGAUGAGUCGAAUGAUGUCACACGGGCCUUUGACACGCUCACAAAGGUGCUUCAUUCGGAGGAGGGUUGUGGGGAAGAGGGAUCUCGGAUCAAAAAACUGUCCCCAGAGCGUGUGAAGCUAGUCAUGGAGCAUAUCUGGCGUAUGCAGGAAUUUUGUAACAGUAUGAGUCGCAUGAGUCCUGACGCAUACGAGUAUGCUUACCUCAAAGCUGUGGUUCUCUUCAGCCCAGAUCACUCUGGAGUGGACGGCACCCUUCAGAUCGAACGCUUUCAGGAGAAAGCCUACAUGGAACUGCAGGACUAUGUGAGCAAAGUGUAUCCAGAGGACACAUAUCGUCUUUCAAAACUGUUAGUUCGUCUGCCUGCUCUGCGGCUCAUGAGCGCGGCGGUGACCGAAGAGCUCUUUUUCACCGGUUUAAUCGGGAACGUUCAGAUCGACAGCAUCAUUCCCUACAUCCUCAAAAUGGAGUCUACCGACUACAACAGCCAGCCAAUCAGCACUGCCGAGUGAUAGAAACCCCGCCCACAGCCACACCCAUCAGCUUUGCUCGCUCAGACCCUUUGAGCCUAAACGGAUAUAAUCAUGUGCAUUUUGAAUGAGAAAAUCAUUUUGUUCUGGCUUUGCUUUUUCAUUUGGUUAGUG